This is a messenger RNA of Scylla paramamosain (green mud crab), 5497 nucleotides long. RefSeq names its product BCAS3 microtubule associated cell migration factor-like. The record is from RefSeq and is a predicted model, not a curated record. Gene Ontology annotation, molecular function: protein binding. The transcript has 17 exons. Gene Ontology annotation, biological process: autophagy; response to starvation. Bases 149 to 4387 code for a protein of 1412 amino acids. Gene Ontology annotation, cellular component: cytoplasm. Lineage: Eukaryota; Metazoa; Arthropoda; Malacostraca; Decapoda; Portunidae.
AGGGUGCUCGCUAGUCGCUAGGGUGUCUGGACAACAAAACAAAGAUCAGCUGACGCUGUGCGACGCAGUUCUGAGGCUGGCACACAUUUUGGUGCCUAGUCGCUCUGAAUCUCGACAAGAAUGAAGCUGUAACAUAUAUAAACUAACCAUGUCUGGAGAAAGUGGACGUCACUCCCGGCCUGUGGUGGGUCAGCAGGUUCGUCCAGAGCCAGUUGUGGAGAAGACUUUUGUGGAGAAUGUGGCAGGAUUCAUCAAUGAAGUCACUCCACAGACGUACAACAAUCCUUCGCACUAUGAAGGGAAGGAGACGAUUCUGUGGGUUCGCUUUGACUACUGUGAUAUAAAUGACUUGGCUCGAUUCAGAGACAAAAUAGAGGUUAAUGGCAACUCUCCUCCUCUCCUUCUGAUAGUUGGAUAUGCUUGUGGUGUGCAGGCCUGGGUGAUACCUGUCAAUGGUGAGGCUGUGGAAGUGUUGUCAUGGCGGCAGGGAGCAGUGCGCGUCCUGAAGGUACUGCCGACACCUGUUACCUCAGCCAGCAGUGUGGACCAUUACUCCCUUAAGCGGCCCAUAAUUGCCCUCUGUGAUACUGCUGGCCCAGGCCCUCACUUCUGUUCGGUUUCUUUCAUCUCACUAAAGACAGGAGAACAGGUGAAAAUCAUAAAGUUCAAGCAUCCAGUUCAUGAUAUUCAAGCCAAUAAGAAUAUUGUUGUUAUAACCUUCCUGGAGAAGCUGGCAGUGUUUGAUGCAUCCACUCUAGAAGACACCUUUACUGUCACCACUUGCUACCCUAGCCCAGGUCCAAGUGUCAAUCCUAUAGCAUUAGGUGACCGCUGGUUAGCAUAUGCAGACCGCCGCCUCAUUCCGUUGCACCAGUCCUUUGGUGGAAUGGUCUCUGAAGGAACUACAUCCUAUAAAGCCACAGUUAUACAUGCUGCCAAAUCUCUCACAAAGGGUCUGAAGGAGUUGAGUGAGAGUGUUGCUUCCAACCUGAUGGGCCAGCGUGGUGGUUCUCCUGCCCAGCAGUCAGCUCCUUCCAGCCAACCAACGCCUGGCAUUGUUACUGUCAUUGACACACAGAUGGUUGGGUGCGGUGAGCUGAGCUUGACAUCUAGCAACAUCAGUGGCAUCAUAGCUCACUUCUGUGCCCACCAGGCCUCACCCAUUGUAGCACUCAGUUUUGACCCAACGGGCAUGCUACUUCUCACUGCAGAUAAGCAGGGCCACAAUUUCCAUUUAUUUCGUCUGCAGUCUCAUCCUCUGUCCUCUGCACAAUCUGCCAUCCAUCACCUGUACACACUUCAUCGUGGUGACACAACUGCAAAGGUAACUGAUAUAUCUUUCUCCUUGGACUCACGCUGGGUAGCUGUCUCAACACACAGAGGAACAACUCAUGUAUUUCCUAUAACUCCCUAUGGAGGAGUUAUAGGAGUUCGGACACAUACAUCAAGUUGUGUAGUUAAUCGAUUGAGUCGCUUCCAUCGCAGUGCUGGAUUAGAUGACACACCAUCUUCAGGUCGAAAUUCUCCUGUACUUUCUGCAUCACCAAGCUCCUCAAAGUUUUCCUUUGAAGUGAGCCCCAACAUGGCAUACCCAAAUCCCCGAUAUCCACCAUAUCCUACACCAACUAUUGUCAAACCUCUGGUGCAGUUGAGACAGCCUCUGCUGCAAAAUUUGAUUGGAACUAUGAGCACAGGCCCAUCACCUAGCAGAAGUCCACCUACUACAAAAUCACCAAGGUCUCCAAGUGGUGAUGACAUCAUUAAGGUGGCUUCGGUAUUUGGAAGUCCUCGUGGUUGGCUGGCAGGCUCCCCCACUGUGCCUCGAGAGAAGCAGCGCCGCACUAUGGACUCCCUCUUUGUGAUGGCAUAUCAUGGCAACCUUUUAGAAUAUCAGUUGGAACCACAGCCUGUGACUGGCUUACCACAUGACAAGGUUACAGAAGAUUCCCCCAUUGAAUUAGAUGUUCAUGCCAGUGCUCAAUGGGCAUUAGGAAGAGAAUCAACAAGUGGAGAGCUACGUCCUCCCUUAGAUUUAAACUCUCCAUUGCUAGCACCUCUCUCUCCAACACGGCCUCGCUCCCUCUCACCCACCCAUUCCUUGGACCAUGAUGAUCCAGAGGAGAGGUGGAUGGCACAGGUGGAGAUUCAUACCCAUGCAGGCCCACACCGCCGUCUGUGGAUGGGACCUCAGUUUACCUUUAAGUCUAUACCAGGCACUGGAACUGGGAACAGUGGAAGUGGUGGUCAAGGAGGCUAUGAAGGUACCCCUGUUUCAGUCUCCUCUUCAGGCCUUCCUCCUCGCUCAUCACCAGUCAACAUGCCUGGAACAGGAGGAUCUAAUGUCCCUGUGCUUAUAGAAGCUGGGUCCCUGACUGGCAGUCAUGACCAGUCUCCUCGCUUAAUGGAGCGGUACAGUGGUGAUUCAGACAACUUUGACCCAGAGACAAUGAUGACACAACUGCGGCAUGACUUGGCUGAUGCAAUGAUGGACACCCAACAUGCCAGCCGGGGUCGAGAUGCUGGAAGCAAGAACACAGCUCCAUUGUACCGUCGGAUAUGCUCCCUUCAGAGUCUUGGUCCACCGCUGUUAGGUACCAUUGUGCUUGGUGGAGCUGCCAUGGCCUCGCAUGAAGCAGCCAGCCAUGAGUCUACCUUGGAUAUGACUGAUGUGAUGGACAUCAGCUGUGAUCCCCCAGGGCCCUCUCCAGGGCGAUCUGCCUCCUCAACAGCCUCAUCCCGUCCUGCCUCACAUGUUGGGGAAGAGAUUCAGGCUGUUACAUCUCGCCUUUAUCAGGUGCCUGUCACACCCUCUAGUUCAGCCAGAGCCUCUCCUCAUAUACAGAGAAGUCCAAGUCUGGAGGAUACUAGAGCUCUUACUUCUUCUGCUGAAGAAUUGUCCACAACUCUUGGCUCUUGUAUGAGAGCAACAGAACCACCAGAUACUGUCUGGGUUCCUAUUGAGCAGCCCGAAAUGAAAUACAGCAAGUACAAUUCUAGCUUUGUUGAGAUUGAUGUACCAGCACCAUUGCCUGCUAGAAGUUACAGUAGUAGAGAAUCACCUGGAGAGACAUACAUUUCAUGUUCUAGAAAUUACUCAAUUAGCAGUAAUCCUAAGCAGAUGAUAUCAUCAUAUGAAAAGGAAGUACCCUUAUCACAGGAAAGACCAAGAGUGCCAAAUGAUGCCAGUAAUCAAUUUAGAAAAGAGUUUGCAAGUCCAAGUUGUGAUGUUAUGUCUCUGUCAUCUAGAGAUCCCCAUGAGCAGUCUCCAAGACCUGCACCUUACAUUACACAGGAAACCUCCUUUAUAUCAGAGAAGGAACAUGAAUAUAAAGAGGAAGCAGAUCAUUGUAUAACUGAAGGAAACAAACCAUCAUAUGCUUGGAGAAGAUACACUGCAGAAAACACUUUGCCUGAUAUAUCUCAGAGCUUAUCCCAGGAACAGUCCUAUCCACCCCUUGAUAAGUCAUCAGUUUCAGUGAAGGAUAUUAAUGAAGUGUCUUGUAGAAGAGGCGUGAAAGGAUCACCUUCAACAACUGCUUCAGAAGAUGAUCUUUGGUUGGCAACAGAAAGGAAAGAUCAAAAGAAGAAGAAAAAGAAGAGGAGUAAAAUUUUAUCUCAGGAAGAAUGUAACUCAGAUCAAGUUAUGAAAAGUUCUGUUCAAGAAAUUCCAAAAAUGGAUGAUGAUAAAAAGGAACUUGUAGUGCAAGAAGAUAAAUCAGAAAACAAGAAAAACACCUGUGUUACAGAUGCUCCUUUGGAUAUUGAUGCAGAUUAUUUUCAUUCAGCUCAAGAGUACCAUGAACCAUCCAGUGGCACACAGAAACCGGAAAAUUUAUUGAAAGAGUAUGUAGAGCCACAAGUGGAAGAUUUUCAAGAGGCUCAGGAGUCAGUUGUGCAGACCCUGGAAGACUUUGAAUUGCAUGGAGAAGAUGAUGACAGAGAAGUGCCUACCAAGCAAUCAGAGGAGGUCAUGCUCAAAUCCUUACAUGAUGAAAAUGAUUUGGCUCGAGCCUUAGAAGAAGCCUAUUCAUCAGAUGAUAACACUCCCACUCAAAAUAGAACUCAGAUACGCACACGUUCUAGAUCACGCUCAGCCCGGACUUCAGAAAUGUUCCCUUUUAAAGAUGAAACUUCUGAUGAGGAGGAAGAAGUUAGACUCAGACGUCGCCUUGUGGUGUCUGCCACCAUUACUGUAUCAGGCAACCGCUCAUCAGGAAAUGAAGAGACCAGCACUGAUGAUCGUGGGGAAACCAGUGGAGAUGACCGUGCUGAGUCAAGCACAGAGGACAGAAGGACAUGCACAAGUGAAAGUGAUGUGGCUGCCAGUCCCAAUCCUAGAGCAAAUUCAUCCUCCAAGAACAAGAAGAAGAAAAAGAAAAAACGAUAACAUUCAAUACAUAUUUGUGUGUUUGUGUAUUUACACACACACACACACACACACAUAUAUAUAUAUAUAUAUAUAUAUAUAUAUAUAUAUAUAUAUAUAUAUAUAUAUAUAUAUAUAUAUAUAUAUAUAUAUAUAUGUGUGUGUGUGUGUGUGUGUGUGCGUGAUUUUUUUUCAAUAUCAUGUCUUAAUGACUUAUAAUAGUGUGCAAAUAUGCAAUGUGUUAUAAAUAAUAGAAAUAUUUUCAAAUCAAUAUAUUAAGUAACAAGAUUAAAAAUUAUACAUUCAUGUGAAAUAAAAGUAAAUUUACUUUAAGGGAAGUGCAUGAAUUAGCAAGACAUGAAGUAACAGCUAUCAUUCCUAGUAGUAUGGAGGAUUAGGGAUUAAUAGUUAAAUUCUUGGCUAAGGCUUACUGCUGUUUGUGGUAGUGAAUUAGUAAAAUUUACACACACACACACACACACACACACACACACACACACACACACACACACACACACACACACACAAAACUAUUUUUCAUAUGUUGAACUAAAAAAAAAAAAAAAAUGCAUGUAUCAGGUUUUAUCAAACUUCAAGCAGAAUCUAGAAAUAAGACAUUAAUUUACUUUACAUGUUACACCAUCUGGCACGAAUGUGUAUCACUUUGUCAGAGAUCAGAGUAUGAGUUGAUCCUUUAUUCUUGCUACUACUGUUAUACCACUGCAUGUGCAGAAAAGGGAAGGUUAUAUUAAGAAAGUAUCAUUUUUAUACAGCAUUAAUUUAUAUUCAAAGAAUAUAUUAACAUAACAGAUUAUGAGUUUGUACUAGGGGAUGAAGUUGAGUAAUAAAUACUAGGGCUUUGUUAAUGUUGGUCAGUUUAUUAGCACAAUUAUAUGAACAAAGUUGGCUUUACAAAUGUUGGUCUGUUUACCAUCAUAAGAUAUCUACUAAAAAAAAUAUACAUGUAUUGGUUCAUCAUAUUUGCAAUUCAGAAUACUCUUUUGCUAUCCAUUUCCAUAUUGUCAUUGUUUGAAACAUUAUUCCUACUUCAGUUAAACAGCAUGCUCUUCUCAAAGUUUUGUGACAUUUAAUUUUUUAGGUGUUCAUUAAAUAAACAUAUUUUCAAAUAUG